CGCACUGAUUUUUACUUCCUGGAUCCUUUCUCACUCACAACGCUGAAAGAACAUUUCGCUUCGCUCUCCCACCGCUCAGUGCUUCGUUGCGGUCGUACGUGACGUUAAAAAAUUUGUAUGUUGGUGACUUCAGAAUGUGGAGGGCAGUGCUAAUUUUAUGUGAGGUCUUCAUACUUCUCCAGGUUCCUAUUGAAUCGACGGGGACCAUCGGACCUCAAGACUGCACCAUCGACUGUAUCCGUCAGGGGAGACCCGGGUGUGACUAUUGCAGAAUAACCAGUGAUGACAUCAAUCAAGUUCUUGGCUUGACCUCCCCAAAUCUGUUGGGAAAUUGCAUCCCCUGGCCGUGUCUUCGGCUAUUGGGCGACGAGGACCCCAGCAUUUGUCAGCACUAUGUUCAAGCACCCUCUGAUGUGCAAAUCGAGUUUGUACCCAAUCUGGAUCCGAAUUCCGACACCAUUGUCGUCUCAUGGAAGCCGAGCCAGUAUGGUAUUGCCUUCCUGCGAGGCUUUCAGGUGACAAUGCAGCCCUUGACUGGUUCUGCUGCUGCCUGUCAGCUUUUUCUUUUUCGGAGAAACCUCACCUUGUCGGUUUCUGACGCCGAUAAGGUCUACAAGUCAGACCCGUUUCCCGGCCUCCCCCUUGGGUCCCAUUAUGCCAUUACUGUUAUGGCUGUGCCGGUGCCUGAGAGGUGGGAGCGCUUCUAUCACAGCAAGAUCUUCACCACACGAUCAUGUGAAGAGAAAAAUGGAUUCCAGAACUGCAAAGCAGACUGGUAUCCGAAGCAUGUUGAGGUUCAGCAGAGAGGAAAUGUGAUCGCCGUCACUUUCAACUUGGCGCCUCUUAGCUUGGGCAUCAAAACGUACUUUACUAUUUGUUCAGCAAACGGCAAGACCACGUACACAGAGAUUGCACCUAAUUAUUCAUUAAACCGGACCCACCACAGCUUCGAGCUCAGAGACCUCAUAGAAGGAAGCAAUUACACAUGCGAGAUAGCCGCAAACGAAAUUGAUGCCGUGAGGAAAUUGUUCCGAUUUCAAGUCAAGCACUCAGAAGUUGUCUCCGUAUCUCCGAGCUGGACUCUGCUGCUUCCCGUGUGUUGUGCUGCAGUGGGCAUUUUUAUUAUGCUGUGGGUCGUUCUCUGGCGGUGUCACUGCGCACAAAUGAAAGAGUUAAAGAUCAAAUCAGAGUCAAUAAAGCAGCUGGAAGAAGUCGAGGCCCAGAAGGAAGUGAUGAUACUGUCUGAGAAAUGCGAGAACCCUCCUCGUCUUCUGAUCUGCUACAGCAGUAAUGAUGGGCCCGCCCACGUCAAUGCGGUCAUGAAGCUCGGAGCCUUCAUCCAGCAACACAUGGCGACUCAGGUGUGUCUGGACCUUUGGGAUUCCCUGAGGAUGGCCGAGGAAGGAAGCUUAGAGUGGUUCUGCCGUCGGAUGCAGGAAAGUGACUUUGUCUUGGUUAUUUGCUCCAAGGGUCUGUGUCGCAAAGGUGGGUCUUUAGAACAAGACCUCUUGGGUUCUGAGUUGAUGGUCAGCCUCAUCGGAGCGGAAGUGGGCCGAGCCAAAUGUGACGGCAGGGACCUCUCCAAGUACAUGGCAGCGAUAUUUAAUUACUCAGACGAGGCAGAUAUCCCCACCGAACUGGGUCUGGUCGUCCGUUACAGGCUGACCGCUGACAUGCUGCUGCUUUUCUCACAACUGCACCAAGUGCGCCUUCACACACCAGGCCGCUAUUUAAAGAUAAACAAUAUCUCAGAGCAAGAUUUUGCCAUGACACCUUCUGGAUGGGCUUUGCAGCAGGCGAUCAGUGACUCGGAGAAGGCGAUGAACGAAAACAUUUAGCAGGAAGGCAGAGAAGGAAAUGCAAAGGAGAAAUAAAUUAGAAUACUUUUUUAAAUAUUAUUGCUGAUAUUUUACAGGCUACCCUAUAUUGUCUUGACAGAUAGCCUAUUUUGAAAGAAAAAAAUGCAGAACCCCCC
This is a messenger RNA of Hippocampus zosterae (dwarf seahorse), 1975 nucleotides long. Its product is annotated as interleukin-17 receptor D. NCBI's taxonomy places the organism in Eukaryota, Metazoa, Chordata, Actinopteri, Syngnathiformes, Syngnathidae. The transcript has 12 exons. Gene Ontology annotation, molecular function: protein binding; interleukin-17 receptor activity. The record is from RefSeq and is a predicted model, not a curated record. Bases 135 to 1838 code for a protein of 567 amino acids.